AUGGGCUACCUUGAGCGCUGCCAUCACGUCGAAUCGCAGGAUGAGGAGGACUCGAGAUACCGCUCCUGGGCGUCCAUGGUGAUUUGGUGCGCGGUUGGCUACCUCUGCUUGAUCGCAAUCUUCGUCGGAGUCUGCUUCUCUCGACCCUCGCUUCUGGAACUGGGACUCCUGUUCCGCGGGACUGCCCUACCCCCGUUCUUUGCGUUCUCGCGGGUCUCGGGACAGUUCCAAAAACCCAGGGACGUGGAUAUCAUUGCUCUAGUCCCCUUUCAUGACCAUGAGCGUACGGAUAUAUUGGAAUGCUACUUGCAGAGAAACAUGGCCUACCACCAUGGAUUGCUUGAUCAAGUAAUCUUCGUCCCUCAGACCAACUUCCCCGACAGCCUAGAAUGGCUUAAAUCACUAGUCGACGAAACACCCUUGUACUCUAUUUGGAAACCCGGCGAUAGUUUAGUGUCAACGCACCAGGGCAAAGAAGUACUGUAUAUCUGGAUCGAUGGGGACAUGGUGUUUUUGGAAGACCAUACCAUCCCUACGGUUGUCAAAACCACACUGGACCACCCGGACUCAACCGUGGUCUCGGCGAAUGUCAUCAACGCGGCAGCUCUACAAGCGCUUCAUAGUCACUCCGGUGUCGCUCUGCCCUAUCUUCCGGAACUGGUGGCUUCGGCAACGUCCCUGUCCCAAGAUUGGCGUGUUUUGAGACUCCCCCAAUGGGAUGGCCCCGCAAACUUCAGUGUCUUGAAAGACUUCCUUCCGCCCUCUGAUAGCCACCGCUGGCUUCUUUCAAGUGAUGACAAUGCGGACCGGACGCCUAUCAGCACCUCCGUGUACACAGACCACGGACCCGGGUUGGAUCACUGGAGUGUUCAUGCUCAACAGCAUUAUUCCUUCCUACAUCACCUUGAAGCAGGCGACCUGUAUCGUUACAAAUUUCCCAUGUGGAAGAAUCCUAGCGAGGCCGUCAGUCAGAGCUUUAUAUGUUUCCGGGCGCAGGAAAAGAACCUCCUUCAGGAACAGGAGCGCGCCAAUAUUCGACUGUUGCAGGUCGCAGGGGAGAUCCGUGACACAAACCAAUUGAUAAUCGAUGGGAAAGGCCUGGCAGUCCAUUACACCAUGGACACUAACUCUAAAGGGCUUGAAGCCACCGAUAUUCUCCACCGCUACCGCGCAUACGCUAGGGAGAAAGUUUGCUUGGACACUGCUUGA
Messenger RNA from Aspergillus melleus, 1209 nucleotides. RefSeq lists its product as uncharacterized. Bases 1 to 1209 code for a protein of 402 amino acids. The transcript is spliced from 2 exons. Lineage: Eukaryota; Fungi; Ascomycota; Eurotiomycetes; Eurotiales; Aspergillaceae. The record is from RefSeq and is a predicted model, not a curated record.